This is a messenger RNA of Puccinia graminis f. sp. tritici CRL 75-36-700-3, 183 nucleotides long. RefSeq lists its product as uncharacterized. The coding region runs from base 1 to 183 and encodes 60 amino acids. The record is from RefSeq and is a predicted model, not a curated record. The transcript has a single exon. Lineage: Eukaryota; Fungi; Basidiomycota; Pucciniomycetes; Pucciniales; Pucciniaceae.
AUGGACAACGAAGAACAGCAUCAAUCGGUGAAGACCGAGUCCCUCCUCCCUAUCCUGAACGCCGACAACUACUCAUCUUGGUACGGACGCAUGAAGGUUCACCUGAGAGGAAAGGACCUCUGGAACGUCUGCAUCACCAAGAUGGUUCUUGAUCGUGAGCCACCUCCAACUCUUACGGUGUAA